UCUAGGAAACUCUAGAACAUGAGUGCCACCUUUGUAUUAUUACUUCCUUCUCAUCGACCCAUUUUGUCUCGUACCUUCUAAUUUGCUAUUAUUUUUCUCUGUAUUUUCACCUCAUCUUUUAAUCUCUACUUCUUCAUUUUCAGUUUACUUUCAGUGUUCUGUAAUUCAUCAUUGCUAUAAAAUUUGUUGCAAAUAUGGCUGAACCGCAGUACAUUGUAGCAUCUGACAGUGAAACCACUGGAGAGGAGAAAUCUUCAUCUGCUUUUCCAGAAACUGCCAUUGGAAUUGACAUUGGCACUUCGCAAUGCAGUGUUGCAGUCUGGAAGGGCUCCCAAGUGGAGCUCCUCAAGAAUACUAGAAACCAGAAGCUGAUGCGAUCUUAUGUCACUUUCAAGGAUGACAGCACUUCAGGUGGAGUCAGUAAUCAAUCUCAUGAGCAUGACAUGUUAUCUGGAGCUGCAAUCUUCAAUAUGAAACGUCUGAUUGGCAGAGUAGACACUGAUCCAGUUGUUCAUGCAAGCAGGAGCCUUCCAUUUUUGGUACAGACUUUGGACAUUGGUGUUCGCCCCUUCAUUGCUGCCUUAGUAAAAAAUGCUUGGAGAUCCACUACCCCUGAAGAAGCUCUUGCUAUAUUUCUGGUGGAAUUACGACACAUGGCUGAAGUUCAGCUGAAGCGGCCCCUCAGAAAUGUUGUUCUGACCAUUCCAGUGUCUUUUAGUAGGUUCCAACUGACACGAAUUGAACGAGCUUGUGCCAUGGCCGGUCUUCAUGUCCUCAGGCUGAUGCCUGAGCCAACAGCUGUGGCGUUGUUGUAUGCUCAGCAGCAGCAACAGACUGUGCAUGAGAAUAUGGGCAGUGGAAGCGAGAAGAACGCUCUCAUAUUUAAUAUGGGUGCUGGGUAUUGUGAUGUAGCUGUGAGUGCUACUGCUGGAGGUGUUUCACAGAUUAAGGCCUUGGCAGGAGCUGCUAUUGGAGGAGAAGACAUACUGCAGAAUAUGAUGGAACAUAUAUUGCCAAAUUCAGUGAGCCUAUUUAUGAGCCAUGGGAUCAAUGAGAUCAAAUUGAAGGGAUUGCUUCGAGUAGGAACCCAAGAUGCAAUCCACAGGCUUUCAUCCCAGACUAGUGUUCAGGUUGAUUUUGAUUUGGGAGAUGGAAGAAAAAUAUGCAAGGUUAUUGAUCGGCAGGAAUUCGAGGAAGUGAACCAUAAGGUGUUUGAAAAGUGUGAGAACCUCAUAAAACAGUGCUUACAUGACUCAAAAGUAGACAUAGAGGAUUUGACUGAUGUGAUACUUGUAGGUGGAUGCUCAAACAUCCCAAGGAUAAGAGAUCUUGUUAAGAACAUAUGUAAAAAGGAAGAACUCUACCAAGAGAUGAACCCAUUGGAAGCUGCUGUAUGUGGGGCAGCACUUGAAGGAGCAGUGGCUUCAGGAAUAAGUGAUCCUUUUGGAAAUUUGGAUCUAUUGACAAUCCAAGCUACUCCUCUAGGAAUUGGGGUAAGAUCUGAUGGAAAUAAUUUUGUUGCUAUCAUACCUAGAAAUUCCACAAUGCCUGCAAGGAGAGAGCUGUCCUUUACAACCACUCAUGAUAACCAAACUGGAGCACUGAUCCUUGUUUAUGAAGGCGAAGGAAAGACGGUGGAAGAGAAUCAUCUGCUCGGCUACUUCAAACUUGUAGGAAUUCCUCCAGCAGCCAAAGGAGUUCCUGAAAUAAACAUUUGUAUGGACAUCGAUGCCUCGAAUGUGCUGAGGGUUUUUGCUGGAGUAAUGAUGCCUGGAGCCGAACAUCCUGUAGCACCUUUCAUGGAAAUGAGAAUGCCUACAGUUGAUGAUGGACACGGUUGGUGUGUUGAAGCCUUGAACAAGGCUUAUGGUUGUACGCUGGACCUAGUGACGGUGCACAAGAAGGUCUAACUAUGAUGAUUUUUUCUUUUUAAGAAUGAUACUGUGUUUGGGUACUUCCAAAAUGUGGUCAUGCUAAUGGGAAUAAACUCUGUAAAUGUUGACUUUGCUGUAAAUGUUGUUGCGUGUUAUAAUAAUUUGAGGGGAGUGAGCUUGUAUAUUCGUAAUGAUAA
Molecule: messenger RNA, 2071 nt
Organism: Ricinus communis (castor bean)
Lineage: Eukaryota; Viridiplantae; Streptophyta; Magnoliopsida; Malpighiales; Euphorbiaceae
Product: heat shock 70 kDa protein 8
Exons: 2
Coding region: 195-1910 (571 amino acids)
Biological process (GO): cellular response to unfolded protein; protein refolding
Cellular component (GO): cytoplasm
Molecular function (GO): ATP binding; ATP hydrolysis activity; ATP-dependent protein folding chaperone
Source: RefSeq, a predicted model, not a curated record